Exophiala aquamarina CBS 119918 is the source of this 2400-nucleotide messenger RNA. RefSeq lists its product as uncharacterized. Gene Ontology annotation, cellular component: mitochondrion; cytoplasm. The coding region runs from base 1 to 2400 and encodes 799 amino acids. The transcript has a single exon. The record is from RefSeq and is a predicted model, not a curated record. Gene Ontology annotation, molecular function: ATP hydrolysis activity; ATP binding. NCBI's taxonomy places the organism in Eukaryota, Fungi, Ascomycota, Eurotiomycetes, Chaetothyriales, Herpotrichiellaceae.
AUGCGCUCGGCAUCCCCUGGAGUGGCUGCAAAUUUGAGUCUGAGUAUAACAAAUCCACUGGUGCUUUACCGGGCGCUUGUUUCUACCAAGAAGAUCAAACCCGACCCAGCUCAACAUCGUCUUGCUCUUCAACUCCAGAAGCUGUACUUCCGCCUGAAGGACUAUGCUCCCGAGGUGGAAUAUCGCUAUCGUCUAGAACGGGUCGCAAGAAGGAGCGUUAUCAGGAGGCGCCAGAAUGAACCGGGACAGGAUGUCUUGGAGCAGGAUAGGGCAUCGUCCGCCUCGGCUCGACGGGAUCACAAGCCUGGGUCAAGAGGCUUCAGGCUUUCCGCGUUAAUGAAGGCGUCUCCCUCCGAAACGCUUGCCUUGAUCCGUACAGCACCCCUGCACAACUCAGCCUUGACGAUAUCCUCACCACAAGGCAUGUUGCUCUACGGGGAAGUCGGGCGGGGCAAGUCCAUGCUCCUGGACCUAUUGUACAGUUCUCUUCCAUCACGGCAAAAGCGACGCUGGCAUUAUAAUACGUUCAUGUUAGACUUAUACCGACGAAUCGAAACAACGAGAAUAGAUCGACUCGAGUUCCAGAAUAUUGCCGGGAAUGAAGGCGGUUACUGGCUGUUCGGCUCUGGAAAUGGCAUCAGCGAAAACGAGCAUAUUGUCCUCAGCCUCGCCAAGGAUACUAUAAGCGAUAGUCCGAUCCUGUUCCUUGACGAGUUCCAGAUGCCCGAUCGGACGGCGUCGAAACUCAUAAACUCAUUCUUCACGGCGUUUUUUCAUUUGGGUGGAGUCUUGAUCGCCAGUUCGAACCGCAUGCCCGAGGAAUUGAGCAAAGCGGCAGGAAUAGAGUUCGGCGGGAGAGGCGCAAAAGGCUGGGGCGGCGGCGGAGGGGUUUGGGGCCUAGGAUGGGGUGCCAGACGGGAGGGUCCCGGGGAACUGCAGGCGAAAAGCGACUUUGGUAUGUUCCUAGAAGUCCUGAAGGCAAGGUGUGAGGUGUGGGAGAUGGAAGGGGAAAGGGAUUGGAGGCGUGAAGUGCAAGAGGAUGAGGUUUAUGCGCCGGAAAACUCGGAGAGUCAAGAUGCUACAGAUGUGGAAUGUUCGACCGGAAAUCCUGUCGAAUCGACGACGACCUUUUUGUCCGAAGGAGCUACAACGGCUCUCACAAAGGAAAUGCAAUCCUCAUCAGACUCACCACAACACUAUCACAUAGCCAUGGUCGAACAACCGGGUUCAACAACCACAUCCCUCCACCAAGACAUUCUGUCCCUCAACCCCUCCGAUACUUGGAUCCCAAGCACGUUGACCGUCUACGCAAGGCAGCUGCAUUUGCCUUGCACUUCUUCGGGCAUUCUGAAAGAGUCUUUCGCUUCCUUAUGCACCAGCUAUCUUGGCCCAGCGGAUUACGUUUCGCUUUGCUCGACAUUCCACACCGUUAUCAUAACAGACGUGCCAGUCCUGACUGUUCUGCAGAAGAACGAAGCCCGACGCUUCAUUACACUGCUAGAUGCACUCUAUGAGGCACGAUGCCGUCUACUCGUCGAGGCAGAGGCUCCCCCGGACAAAUUGUUCUUUCCAGAGAGGGGACGAAAAUUACGCUACUCCAAUGAUGGUGCCCCUACUCCUCCUGGUGGAUUUCCUUCAGAGGGAGAGAGUGAUUCUGACUCAAUCACGUCCGAAGCGUUCUCCGAGAUGUACCAGGACUCGACUGCCCCUUUUCGCCCGAACAUCACAUCUUACACGGAGAGGAACAACGUAACAGCGAUUCCAUCACAACUAUCAUUCACAAGAUCCUUGGAAUCACCUUCUCUACGCUCGAUGCUUGCGGAUGAAGACGCCGACUUUGGGCCUACAUACGGGAAUGGACGUAGCCAGGGAGCAUCCUCUGGGACAACCAAUCUAGAUCUAGGACCGGCAGGGAUGGCAGAGCAUGAAUUGAGGCAAGGGCCAGACUUUACGCAAACGAGCGCAUUGACGGGUGAAGAUGAGCGGUUCGCGUACAAGCGGGCCAGAAGCCGAUUGUGGGAAAUGUGUGGGCGGAGAUGGUGGGAUGAGCGUCGGGGGAGGGAUGUUGACGAAUGGUGGAGACCCGUUGGGCAAGAGUCUCGAACGUGGGAGCAGCCUGUGACUGUCGGCAAGGCCGCGACUGAAAGUGUAUCGAAUGAUGCCGUGGCUGGUGCCAGUGGAGAUUUUAACGCAAGGUCUGAUGCACUGUUCAAGCACUAUGCUAGUCCAUUCCGCACGAGCUCUGAGCCGCCUCCGAAGCUUGGAUGGCAGCAUGCUUGGGGGAUGAUAAAGUUGGGGAAGAAAGGUGGGGAGUGGGGGAGGGGAGUGGAGGGCAAUAAGAAACGAGAGGAGAGGUAUGGAACGACAAGAAGUGUUGCUGGCGCAAACGUGGAAAGUUAG